AUGGCGGCCGAAAAGUCCGCCGCUGAUCUGGCAGACAUCAUAUUGAAUCGGCAGAAUGUAGCUCUAGCGCGCAGCCAACGCAUCGUGCAGUCAUGGCUGCCUCCCAAAACGGAAGGCACGAAGCCUGUCGAUGAGUCUCAGAUGGACGAUGAUUUGGAAGGCAUGGACGAGCUGUCGGGCAUUGGCUCCAAGCGAAAAGCAGAGGAUGACGAGAUUGGUAUACUUGGUGGUCUCAAGAAGCGGAGGCUCGCCACUAAUGACAAGCUGAUGGAGCAGCUGCUGGGAAGGAAAGCUGCGGCGGAGCGGAGAAAGACGCUCGAAAAGCAGAAAGGCCAGGGCAUGGCGAAAUACAAACCGUUAGCUACUCAGCCGAAGAAGGAAGAAGGAGCCGCACGCAAGGUGGACGAUGACAACGAGGACGAGGACGACAACAGGGGACGGACCGCGAGCUUCAAGUCGCGCAAGCAGAAGUCCUCCGUUGUACAGGCGUUAGUGCAGACGGCGGAACCUGAUGCAGGAAGUGAGAGCUUACAGGCACUUGAGGAUGAAGAGAAGGAUUCUACCGCGCAUGCUCCGAGAGUCUUGCCUACCGUGCCCGCCAAGCGGCAGAAGACAGGCAGUUACCUCGAUGAAUUGCUCAACAAGAGCGCUACAAAGAAGAAGAAGCACAAGAAGAAAAAAGCAGCUCUGGCACCGAGGCAACACGAGUGCUCUGCCUAG
This is a messenger RNA of Baudoinia panamericana UAMH 10762, 720 nucleotides long. RefSeq lists its product as uncharacterized. The record is from RefSeq and is a predicted model, not a curated record. The transcript has a single exon. NCBI's taxonomy places the organism in Eukaryota, Fungi, Ascomycota, Dothideomycetes, Mycosphaerellales, Teratosphaeriaceae. Bases 1 to 720 code for a protein of 239 amino acids.